AUGUCCUCAAGCUUCUCGGGGUCUUAUUCAUUGUGGCGUUCCUAUCACGAUAUUUUUACGUCACUUGUUCAUAACAAUCCUGGCUUGAACGAGACCCAAAAAAUGCAUUUUUUGAAAGAAAGUUUGACAGGCGAUGCCGAACGUCUUCUGCAUCAUUUAGAUCUUAAAGGCAUGGGAUUUAUUGAAAGUCUUUUUUGGCCAACCUGUAUACAAAGUAAGGAAUCUGCCGAAACCCUUAAAAGCUUACUUGACACAACAAUCGAAGUUGUUCAUGCUCUGGAAAAUUUAGGAUUACCAGUGAAGGACUGGGACACAAUAUUAAUUUAUAUUCUCUUUCAAAAACUAUCCGCCAAAACCCAACAGCUAUGGGAAGAAAAGCUCGGCAAUAACAAAGAACUCCCAACCUUCGCCGAUUUUACUGAUUUUCUUAAAUCACGUUUUCGGACUUUGGAAGCUAUUGUGCAGCAAGCCAGUUGCACUACACAGCCAAAGCUAGUCACGAAAUCGCCUGUCACAGCUAAAACAUUUCAUGCUAAAACCCAAAAACAACAAUUUAAAACGCAAUAUCAAUGUCAAAUUUGCAAAAAAGGACAACACUCGUUGAUGAAAUGUUAUCGGUUUUUAAACAUGGAUGCGGUACAAAAGCAACAGGCUGUACAGCAAGCUGGAGUGUGUGAAAACUGUCUUGCUUACAGCCACAAAACUCGUUUUUGUUUAAGUAACCGGUCCUGUUAUUUUUGUAACCAAAAACAUCACUCUUUUUUGCACAACAAUUUACACACACAAAAUACGAUUUCUAAUCCUAGUAACUCAAUUUCACAAAAUUCAAGUUCUAAUGCGAACAACUCAGCACAUUUUCAACAACGAAGUUCACAACUUCAGAACCAACAGGUAGCCGUGAAUCCAAAUGCUCCUGCUUUCCAACCAACAGGCGAAAGUGUUCCUGGUUGCAAUACCCGACACAAUUUUUAUGCGUCUCAAGUCCACGGUACUCAAAUUUUAUUAGCCACUGCGAUCGUUAGAGUUAAAUGUGAAUAUGGAAGAUUUUCAGAUCUCAGAGCACUUAUUGACCCAGGCUCAGAUGCCACUUUUAUCUCUGAGUCAGCAGCAAGGCUUUUAAAUCUCACCCAACACCAAACAAAUGUUAAUGUAUCAGGGCUAGGGAAGGUCAGCAGCGGCAUCAGUCAAAGUUACGUUAACAUAAUGUUUAAAUCUAAGCAUUCGACGUUUGAAGGCGCAACCAAAGCGUACAUUUUUAAAUCGUUGACUGGCCUUCUUCCGACCCACAAAAUGAUACCACACAAUUAUGAUCAUUUGGCUAAUUUGCAGUUAGCAGAUCCUGAAUUUUAUGUUCCCGCUCCAAUCGACAUACUUUUCGGCUCAGAUGUUUAUCCGGACAUUAUAUUACCGGAAAUUAUUCGCAGUGAGCACGUAGUCGCUCUAAUUGCACAAAACACCCAAUUGGGAUGGAUUAUAUUGGGUAAGAAUCCUGAAGUUAUUCCAAAGUCGAUCCGAAGUUUCUUCCAACACAUUGAUCUCGAUACACAAAUCCGAAAAUUUUGGGAGAUUGAAGAAAUUCCUGUCGUGAUUCGAGCUUCAGAAGAGGAUAUUGCCUGCGAAAAGUAUUUUAAUGAAACAACUAAGCGAUUAUGUGAUGGGCGGUACGAAGUGAAUCUUCCAUUUAAAGUAGGAUUUCAUCCUGAACUAGGAUCCAGCAAAGAAAUGGCAACUCGACGUUUUUUAUCUUUGGAACGACGAUUUGAAAGGGACCCAAAAUUGCAAGAAAGUUACAGCCAAUGUAUCAUGGAAUACCUUAUUUUGAAACACAUGGAAGAAGUAGACGUAAACGACCCAAUUUUGAAAACCCCUUUUCACUAUUUUCUUCCUCAUCAUGCUGUAUUUAAAGAAUCGAGUUCUACCACAAAAUUAAGAAUCGUUUUUGAUGCAGCCUCAAAAACCUAUGAUGGUACAUCCUUAAAUCAACACCUGAUGACAGGUCCUAAACUUCAAAAGAACAUUGUUGACAUAAUUUUAAAAUGGCGAACAUUCAAAUUUACAAUAACAGCUGAUAUUGAGAAGAUGUAUCGCCAAAUUUUUGUGCAAGAACUGGAUAGAUACUAUCAACUCAUUAUUUGGCGUGAAAAUCCAAAGCAACCCAUCAAGGUCUUUAAACUGAAGACGGUCACUUUUGGCACGGCUUGA
Messenger RNA from Eupeodes corollae, 2202 nucleotides. RefSeq lists its product as uncharacterized. Gene Ontology annotation, biological process: proteolysis. The coding region runs from base 1 to 2202 and encodes 733 amino acids. The record is from RefSeq and is a predicted model, not a curated record. The transcript is spliced from 2 exons. Gene Ontology annotation, molecular function: aspartic-type endopeptidase activity. NCBI's taxonomy places the organism in Eukaryota, Metazoa, Arthropoda, Insecta, Diptera, Syrphidae.